Messenger RNA from Trematosphaeria pertusa, 2243 nucleotides. Its product is annotated as fumarate reductase-like protein. The coding region runs from base 321 to 2231 and encodes 636 amino acids. The record is from RefSeq and is a predicted model, not a curated record. The transcript has 5 exons. Lineage: Eukaryota; Fungi; Ascomycota; Dothideomycetes; Pleosporales; Trematosphaeriaceae. Gene Ontology annotation, molecular function: FMN binding; oxidoreductase activity.
CACUAUGCCCGCAUGACAGAGAAUCAGGCCUUCACAUGCGUAAGACAGCGCGCUGGGUGUAUAAGACGUCCGGUGCGUUGCGGCGUGAGGUGGUUCACACCAUGGGCCUACAAACCGUCCACUGGUGAUUCGCUGUAGCACCCUCAGUGAGGCGCUGCUUUGGGUUUAGCGGCUUUCUUUUCACCGAGGCAAUUGCUAUCCCGCGUGGAAGCCGUCAUAGUCGCCCAUACAAAGACCCAGACUCCGCGCUUUCUUUCUCCCGCAUUCUCUUCGACCUUCCCCAUCCUCCGCACUUUCUAUUUAUCUUACUCACCGUCAAGAUGCCUCAGCAGGUCAUUGUUGUUGGUGCUGGCUUGUCCGGCUUGAGUGCUGCUCACACCAUUUAUUUGUCUGGUGGCAAUGUGCUGCUUCUUGACAAGAACAACUUUAUGGGCGGAAACUCUACGAAAGCCACCUCCGGUAUCAACGGCGCUCUCACGCGGACGCAAGUAGACCACAAGAUCCAGGACAGCGUCAAGCUGUUUUACGAUGACACUCUUAAGUCCGCACGAGACAAGGCGCGGCCUGAUUUGAUUAAGGUCCUGACCUAUAAGUCCGCGGCAGCCGUUGAAUGGCUCAUGGAUGUGUUCAACCUCGAUUUGACCCUCGUCUCGCGAUUGGGCGGCCACUCCCAACCGCGAACCCACCGUGGCCACGAUGCCAAGUUCCCCGGUAUGGCCAUCACGUACGCCCUCAUGCAGCGGUUUGAGGAGCUUGCCGAGGCGGAGCCGGACCGUGUUCAGCUCGUCAAGAAAGCCAAGGUCGUCAGGGUCAACAAGGACGGCAACCGUGCCACUGGUGUCACAUAUCUUUUCAAUGGCGAGGAGACAAUGGUGGACGGCCCGGUCGUGCUCGCGACUGGUGGUUAUGCUGCCGACUUCACAGAGACUUCUCUGCUGAAGAAGCACAGGCCGGAUACCUUUGGUCUAUCAACCACCAAUGGCGCGCACGCUACUGGCGAUGGUCACAAGAUGCUGAUGGAGAUCGGCGCCAACGGCAUCGAUAUGGACAAGGUUCAGGUGCAUCCUACCGGUCUGGUAGAUCCCAAGGAUCCAACUGCUAAGACGAAGUUCUUGGCUGCUGAAGCUCUGCGCGGUGAGGGAGGUAUCCUCCUAAACAGCAAGGGCAAGCGCUUCUGCGACGACCUCGGCCAUCGCGACUACGUCUCCGGCAUGAUGUGGGAAGAGAAGAAGAAGGGCACGUGGCCCAUCCGCCUCGUCCUCAACUCCAAGGCUUCGAACGUCCUCGAUUUCCACACAAGGCAUUACUCCGGCCGUGGUCUGAUGAAGAAAAUGACCGGCAAAGAGCUCGCCAAGGAGAUUGGCUGCAGCGAGAAGGAUCUCCAGGAGGAGUUCCAGAACUAUAAUGCCAUUGCCAAGGGUGAGAAAAAGGAUACCUGGGGCAAGCAGUAUUACCACAAUAUGCCGUUUGACAUCAGCGACACCUUCCACGUGGCGGUCAUGGAGCCCGUGCUCCACUUCACGAUGGGCGGUAUUGAGAUCAACGACCAAGCACAGUGCUUGAACUCGGAAGGCAAGCCCUUCGACGGUCUGUUCGUCUGUGGUGAACUGGCUGGCGGUGUCCACGGAGCCAACCGUCUCGGCGGUUCAUCAUUGCUUGGCUGCGUCGUCUAUGGGCGUGUCGCAGGAGAGUCAGCAUCGAAAUACCUCUUCCAACAGGCGCUCAACUCCGCUGGUGGCUCCGCCGUAUCUCGUCUUGGUCAGAUCUCUCUGCACAUCGACCCAUCACAGCCCGGCAAGGUGUCCGUGGAAUGGGGUAGCGGUACCGGUGCCGGUGCUUCGGCGUCAGCAGGCGCAUCAGGGCCGGAGCAGCAGAAACAGCUAUCUGCCGGUCCUGUGAUGAAGGGCGGUGCCGACUCCAAGGACCCCGGCAAGGUAUCGAAGCCAAACCAAGUCCAGGAGUUCAAGAUCCCCGAUAAGGAGUUCACUCUUGAGGAGGUGGCGAAGCACAACAAGAAAGACGACCUCUGGAUUGCGGUAAAGGGCAUCGUGCUCGAUGUGACGAACUGGACAGACGAGCACCCCGGUGGCCCUCAGGCGCUAUUCAGCCACAUGGGCAAGGAUGCGUCGGAAGAAUUCGAGAUGCUGCACGACGAUGAGGUUAUUCCCAAGUAUGCGCCAGAAAUUGUAAUUGGGAAGGUAAAGGGACAGAAGGUCACUCUCGAAUAUUAGGAUUUGUAAGAA